CUCGUCCAUGACCUCACCCUCCGUCUCUUGGCGUACAUUCCUCGAGACCUAAGAGGUCUCGCCGCGGUCUCUGAACAAGGUUCUAUAAGUAGGUGUGCAUUGACAUAUGGCGCUGUACAACACCAGUCGCUUUGUUCAGGGUCUCCUCAAGGACCAUGAGAACUCACCACCAUCAUUCACGGUGCGACUCUACCGCGAACACUGGGUACUGAACAACGGGUCCAAAUUCCUGUACAAUAAUCAAAUUGCGUCGCUAUUGGACGAUAUCCGCAGCCAGCAUAUACCCGUAGAUUUCUUAGAGCUGUUCGAUGCCGCUAAGCUACCAUUCUACGAAGGUUGUCUCAUAGUGGAAUUGCUGGACUAUAGACCACCGAAGAGUAGCGAUCCCGACCUUGAGCAGCCCGAGAAGACACGCGUCGUCUUGACACCCACUGACGAGUCUCGGUGGCAGGAUAUAUGCUUGAUGAACCUGAGGAAUGGCUCAACAUGGACAGAUGCUGAUACUCUGGAGCUAGAGGCGCGUUUGCUAUUGGCCACAGCCCCUCCCCUGUGCUUGGAUCCAGAUAUUCACCUGGCACGUGUCGUAAAUGCUACACAGAGAGUGUCGACACCACCAGUACCCUUGCCUCUCAAGCGCAAGGCGGCUGCGCUAGAUCAAGAGGCGGAUGACUUCGAGAAGGCGCGUCGCUUGAAGCUCAUGCAGUUUAUGGCCCCGCAGCGGAAUGUCCCACCGGGAAAAUUUUCCAUCCUGGACGCAAUACAACGCAUGAAGCAAAUCAAAGCGAAUCCGCCUGCAGCGUCAGGGCAGACCAUGCCUAUAACUGCUCCGACGACUGCCUCGCCUCACACAAGCGCAGGCCCGACGCCUGUACCUACUGCUCCUCCUGCGGCAGCGCCGACAGCUGCGGUUCCCCCCGGCCCUGCCAAUCUCCCCGCAAAAGCGGCUACCCCCGUGCCCUCUUCAUCUACACCAGUCCCA
Messenger RNA from Dichomitus squalens LYAD-421 SS1, 979 nucleotides. RefSeq lists its product as uncharacterized. The record is from RefSeq and is a predicted model, not a curated record. The annotation marks the transcript as partial. The transcript is spliced from 5 exons. Gene Ontology annotation, biological process: regulation of transcription by RNA polymerase II. Gene Ontology annotation, cellular component: SAGA complex. Lineage: Eukaryota; Fungi; Basidiomycota; Agaricomycetes; Polyporales; Polyporaceae. Gene Ontology annotation, molecular function: transcription coregulator activity.